UGCCUGCCACCAAAAGAGGAGAUUGUUGAACAUAUGCCGAAAUCCUUCAGGAAUUUUAGUAAUGUCAGAGUGGUGGUUGACUGUACUGAAAUUCCCGUAGGUCAGCCAAGCUGUCUCCGGUGUGCAAUUCAGUCCUAUUCUUAUUAUAAGAAAACUUUUACGGCUAAAUACAUGAUUUCUGUGACACCAGCUGGGCUGAUCGCUCAUAUCAGUGAUGGUUAUGGGGGAAGGGCAUCAGAUAAAGCAAUUUUUGAGCAGAGUGGGCUUAUUAGCCUCUUGGAUCCAAUAUCCGAUGCAGUAAUGGCUGAUCGCGGCUUUUUGAUCGACAGCAUUUGUGCAGACCACCUUGUUGAACUCAUCAGGCCACCAUUCAAAAAAAAGCAAACGCAGCUGUCCAAAGGCGAUGCACUGCGCACACAAAAAAUUGCGUCUGCCCGUGUACACGUUGAACGAGUGAUCCAGCGGCUCAAGCUUUUCAAGAUACUAACCACCAGAGUUCCUUGGGGCAUGAUAGGACAGCUGGAUGAUAUAAUGGUGGUAGUCGCAGGAAUUACUAACCUCUCACCGCCCAUAAUUGCAGAGCAUAGAUUUUUGUGA
Molecule: messenger RNA, 597 nt
Organism: Rhipicephalus sanguineus (brown dog tick)
Lineage: Eukaryota; Metazoa; Arthropoda; Arachnida; Ixodida; Ixodidae
Exons: 1
Coding region: 34-597 (187 amino acids)
Source: RefSeq, a predicted model, not a curated record